AUGAGAAAAGUUCAGUUACUUAUAGACAAAGGAAUUGCUGUAAACCAGGUUGGUAGUAGUCUAUAUACACCUCUGACAGCUGCCUGUAGAGAAGGAAAUGAGAAGAUAGUACAGUUACUUAUACACAAAGGAAUUGAUGUUAACCAGGUUGAUGAAAUGGGAGAGACACCUCUGACAACUGCUUGUAAUAAAGGAAAUGAGAAGAUAAUGCAGUUACUGAUAGACAAGGAAAGUAAUAUUAAUCAUAUGGAUGAUAAAGAGCAGAUAUCUCUGACAGCAGUGUGUGGGGAAAGACAUGAGGUGAAAGUACAGUUACCUAUAGACAAAGGAGUUGAUGAUAUUUGA
Messenger RNA from Mytilus trossulus (common blue mussel), 345 nucleotides. RefSeq names its product protein fem-1 homolog CG6966-like. The record is from RefSeq and is a predicted model, not a curated record. The coding region runs from base 1 to 345 and encodes 114 amino acids. NCBI's taxonomy places the organism in Eukaryota, Metazoa, Mollusca, Bivalvia, Mytilida, Mytilidae. The transcript has a single exon. Gene Ontology annotation, molecular function: protein binding.